Messenger RNA from Lineus longissimus, 6975 nucleotides. Its product is annotated as zinc finger protein 184-like. The coding region runs from base 138 to 3899 and encodes 1253 amino acids. The record is from RefSeq and is a predicted model, not a curated record. Lineage: Eukaryota; Metazoa; Nemertea; Pilidiophora; Heteronemertea; Lineidae. The transcript has 2 exons.
GUUGAACUUUGUGAUUUGUAGCGAGGGAAAAUAUUUUUGAAAAUCUUGAAUGAAAGGUGCUUUUUUGGCCGGAUCGAUAUUGAAAUGUUCACCUGUCUUGGGUAAAAUGUCAUCACCACUCCUCAUGAAGGCAAGCAAUGGAAGAAAAAACCGGUACUGAAGCCCUCAACGUUGUCAUCGAAAGAUUAUCUGAGAUCUGUAGUAAGACACCGGACACUGAUGAUGUUGAUAAUAGAUCUGUAGGAUCGCAGACGCCUGCCGUUAGUGUUGUACCGGUCCAGGUAAACACAAUAAAAUCUGGCAAUCCUGGUUCAUCACCAAAAACAUCUCCGACAAGAAAAGAGGCAUUUAAAUGUGAUGAAUGUGACUACUCUAGUCAUAAUAAACAUUAUCUGAAGCAGCAUGUUGAUCUCGUUCACAGCACUGACCGUCCUUUUAAGUGCCCGUUUUGUGACUAUGCUGGAAAACGCAGCUAUGCUUUGAAAGAACAUCUGAUUGUUCAUAGCAAUGAUAGACCUUUUGAAUGCACACAUUGUAACGCUACAUUUCGCAAGAAAGGACAUCUAACAAAUCAUAUCAAAAUGCAUGCCAGUCAGUGGAAUUUUGACUGUUCAAUAUGCCAUACGUCAUUACCGACUCGCGACGCCCUGUAUGAGCAUGUCGGUAAACAUGCAAAAGACGAUGGCGAUGUUUUCGCAUGCGAGCAGUGCUUGUUUGCGACAUUAGACAAGUCACUUAUCUGUAAGCAUAUUGAAUCUGGGACAUGCAGCCAAGGUGCAAACACUUUAAAAUGUGACAAUUGUAAUUUCACGUCUGCGAAGGAAGAAGAACUAGCCGCUCAUAGAGCCACGCACAACAUGGAGCCAUCAAACACAACCCAGACUGUCCUCCUGAAGUGUUCAGAAUGUGGGUUCACGUCUACAGAGCAGGAUGUUUUAGAGAAUCAUAUCAUAAACAAGCAUUUAAAUAACAUGGCACCGAACACUAGUAAAAGUAUUUCAAAGUCAUUACACCCACCGACUGUAAAGGACCCUGUCUUGGCUCCUAAGAAAAAGAUAAAUACUCAACCUACUGUUCCGAAAAAGAGCAAAAAUUGCGAACAGAUGCUGUGUAAAAUUUGUGGUAUUACAUGUGAGAAUGCUCAGGGUCUCGUCCAGCACAUGAAAUCUCAUUCUGCGACACAAAUUACCCCCAAACGCCUCGUACCUAAUCAGUCUGACAACACUUGCCUCAACCCAGAUUCGGCGAAAUUUUCUUACGAUGCAGCAAUGAGGAUCUUUCGCUGUAGUAUUUGCGGUUAUACAUGCGAGCACCAGCGUACGAUUAAGUCGCACAUAUGGAAGCACUCUGGUCACAAAGAUGUCGGCUACCCAAUGUUCCAGAAUGGGCCCCUCAGCAUUUAUGACGAUCUGCAGGGAGGAGUGAAAACUCAAGAAUUGGCAAAGAUGACUAUCGUUGGAAAACCCCCUGGAGGUAUACAGAUGGAAGCGUCUGCUGUAAUGAACACACCAGACAUGAAACCUAUGCCAGUUUCUGCUGUUCCAAACAUGGCCACCGCAUCCUCCAGCUUCCCUGUUGCUACUGUGAGCUCUGCCAACACUACCAGAGCCUGUGGCAUCCCAAUUCUGAAAAAUAUCAGAGUCAGUCAGGCACCUAUCACCUCGUCUGCCUCCACUAGUGGUCCUGGUAAAGCAGUCGUGCUGCCCAACUCGGGUAACACGGUCCGGUCUGUAGGCUUGAAUAAACUGGCAUUUCAGUCAAAUGCUGUGUUGCCAGGGCAAGUUGAGAAUGGUUUAAAUGUUAUCAGCAGGAUGGCAAGUUCACAGGAUGUUACGCCCGAUUAUCCAUGUGCCCAAGUGGUUGUCUUGAAUGUUGACCCGACACAGUUGCAGAGUCUCCUUUCUGAAGCCGACAUGUCGAAUGUAGUGAUUGUGAACCAGGAUAUGGAAGAGGAGAAGGAAUCUCACGCAGAGAUCGUUCCAAAGCGAAAACAUGAAGAUCUGAAUAACGAUGAUGAUGAAAUUGAUGCGAAGAGGAGCCGUGAUGAUUUCGAAGUUAGUGAAGUGGGCAGAAAUGUGGUCGUUGAGGAUGUACAAGAUUCCUGCCCGAUGGCGGAUUUGACUCUCCGUGGGAGCCCGAGAGUACCAGUGAUUGAAGCUACGAGUGAUGCAUCUUCUGUGGCAAGCGAAGGGGUGUCUCCAGUCCCUACUGAUAUCCCUCUGGUAGAGCCAGCAUCUGAAUCUCAGGAUGAGGUUGAAGUUCCCAUGUCGGAUGAUCAGCUGACCCAGUCGCUUGUGUCGGUAUGUGAGAAGGCAGAGAGGGCAAUUGUCGAUAAAAAGACAAGUGAUGCUAAACAUCAGAGAUCUGAUGAGCUGGAUGGUAGGCCUACACCUGGACAGGAUAUUUUAGUCGUCACCAAUGAGGCAAGUUCAGUCAGCAGACGCACAAGGUCAUCUACUAGUGGUAUAUCAAGGGAAUUACGUGGCAGCAACAAAAGUGGUAUUAGUAGUUCUUUGCUAGCUGUCAUCGAACAACUUCGGGAGCGGUCAAAAUCCGACAGUGACCAUGAGGAGAGUGAUCCUCCUCCCCCUUGUCCAACAAAAGUUCAACCUGCUUCAAGAGUCACCAAACGCUCUCGCAGUAAACUUAUUUCCUCCGAGGAGAUGGCUGAUAUUGAAAGUUUCCAAAAUGUCGAGAAGUUGGAACACAAGACUGGAAUAUACCGUUGCAAGCUGUGUCACUACAUGAGCGCGUCGACGACACUUAUGUUGCAACAUAUGAGGUUACAUAAGAGUAAGAAACCAUUCGAGUGCUCACUCUGUGAUUUUAUCGCGGAGGCCAGUGAGGCACUGCAAGACCACAUGCUGCAGCACUGCAAGAUUAGAACUUAUCAGUGCAAGUUGUGUCCGUCGACAUUCAAUUAUAAGAGCCAGUUGCGUGCACAUAUGCGAGCUCAUAAUGAAACGGAACCGUUCACCUGCGACGUUUGUGAAUUUGAAACGUUCAACCCGAUCCAGUUCCGCAAUCACGCGAAAACUCAUAAAGAGAGGUAUCAUUGCAAGGACUGUAAUGCUGCAUACACGGAGAAAUGCGAGGAUGAAAAUCAUGAGAAGGAAGAAAGAUCUGCCGGGAAUCUCUAUUGUGACGAGUGUGGCUUGGUUUUACAGUCGCAGGAUGAUCUCAAGAAACAUCAGAAAUCUCAUAUCAAACAGCUGAGAUGUGAACAGUGCAAUUUUUCGUGCUCCACGCUCGGUCGGAUGCGUAAUCAUUGUCGUCUGCAUCUCGAUGACAAACCAAUGCAGUGUAAUCUUUGCGACUUCACGGCCAUAUCAACGCGCAGUUUGAAGUCGCACAUGAAACGUCAUAUCAAUGAUCAGCGGUACGUUCAACAGCCUUUGGAGCAGUAUAAGUGUAAUCUUUGUGGGUACGUCUGCCAUCACUUACCGUCGUUAAAAUCCCACAUGUGGCGCCACGCGAGCGAAACCGGUUACAGUUACCAGGAUGCAAAUGAUGCCAUUAAUGCUGCCAUAGAUUAUGAAAACAACAUGAAUCAGCCGAUCAAAUGUCAGCCCGAGGUUGCCGCCUCACGUGAGGACACCGAUGACGACACUGACGCCGAUACUGAAAACGUCCAGGUUAUUGAACAUGUAAAAGAACUAUUGGAUACUGAAAAAGUUGUAAAGGUUGGCGUUACCAGGGAAGGAAAAUCAGAUGGCAGUACCCUUGUUACUUUCCGAUGCUGCCAGUGCGGCUUCGAAUCGAUCAGUCGCGUUCAGUUGACCUCCCAUAUGAAGCAACACGCUGACAUUAUUUCUAAGACUUUAGAGAUUAGUCAGUAUAAGAAUCACAAGAAGGGGACACCACUCGAGGCUGUUGUGGAUGUUAAUGAAAAGAAAUGAUGUGCUGGUGUCCGAAUAUUGACCGUAGAUAUUUCAGCAUUAGCAGUGACAAUCGGGACGGUGUUCUGGAAUGGGUUUGAAGGUUUAAAUUGCUACAAGAACUGAUCAGUUGAGUGUAAUUGAGCUUUAAAGGAAUUGGAAGGGAGACAACAGCAGCCUGUUGAUAUUUGUUGGUACAUGCACUGAUGUCAAGCUUUGGUCUGUCCUGUGCCACAGGUCAAAAGAGACAGUUGACGUCCUCUUUGACUGUCAGUAUCUGGGAAUAAUGGAGGGUAUAAUUACAACUGUACAUGUAUGUGGCACUUGGACUUCUAUUUACACAUGUAUUUUGUGACAAUCGAGUACAAAAUGUAUCGUGGUAAAUAUUGAGGGAUCAUCUGGGCCGAGCAAAUAAUCAGACACAGUUUACUUUGGGUAACAUGGUCUCAUUGAAUGGUUAACAUAAUGAGAACAGAGGGAGUUUAUCAACUGUUAUUCUAAUUUUGCUACAUAAUUGCAUCAGUAAAGAAGAAGCUGUAUGGGGGAUUUGAUAGGUAAUUUCUUAGCAUUGUUUUACUGUUGCCAAUGUGGCUUUAUUGUUUUCUGCUUUGAGUAGUUAUGGGUAUGUUGUGUUGUGUUCUCUGGUUUUAUAUGUGUAUAUUGGGAUUGUUUUAGUUCUCUAUGUAGAUUGGUUAGCCAUGUAGAUUACAUCCAUAUCUCCUCUGAAUGUACAAGUAGCUAAACCACUGCCUCAUUGAAUUCAUAUAUGUUGUGUUAACAUUGUUUUACUAUCUUGAGUUAUCAAGGUAUCUGGUUAUCGUCGUCUGCCUCACUGCUAGAGCUGACCCGAAUGGCGUAGCUCUUGAUUGGGCAAAAUGUGUUUUACUUUAACAAGUACAGAACUAGUCUUGUAAUAAGAAAAAUUCAAAUCUUCUCAUGGGAAAAAUCAAAUCUUGUAAUGGGAAAAUUCGAAUCUUCUAUUUCCCCAUCACGAGAUUUCACUUUCCCUAUUACAUGUCUUGAAAUGGGGAACUUCAAAACGUUUGAUAGUGUAAACAAAAAGUAGCCUAUCAAUCAAUUAGAUAUCAUUAAGAAUCUUGGUAGUAAGAUUUAUCCUCAUGUCCCUAUGUACUUCAGAUAAAGAUGUAUGACCUUGAGAUGAAUAUUGCAGCAUCUUUCGCAGUUUACAUUGUAGAUGUAGUAUUAAGUUGUUUGUUAUCUGUAGUGCUAUAUAUGUACUUAGUGGUGACUUAAAUAUGGUUUGGCUUUGUAAAUAAUUUGUAAUGCUUGUGUGGUAUUCCAUCCAUCUUUUUACUCAUGGGACUUUUUCACCGUUUUGCUGUUGAAAUCGGUGCACUUUUUUCUACAUUCAUAAUUUGGUAAAAGCUGUACUUUCUUAGGGAAAAAAUUAAACCUGGAAUAAAUGUACAUACCCGGUACAUGUUUAAGGACAUUGUGUACAUGUUAAGGAAUGAGGAAAACUCAUAACUAUAUAAUUUGACUUUAUUAUAGCUUUUGUGUAAUCCCCUAUCAAGCUUCAGUACAGUAGGCUCAGCUGCUUGAUAUCUUUUUUGAGUGUUUCUCUCCUCUCUAUUGCAUGAUUGAGACACUCGUUUUGGAUCCAAAUUGGCCAUAUCCUUUCAAUUCGACCAAAGGUGUCCUCAAGAGAGAAGGAUCUCCCAACAGCUGACCUACAGUUCUCUAUAUACUAGCGUUACCCCAAGGUGUUCAUUUUAUCUGAGGCAGCUGUCCUGUAAGUUAUUGCAUCUCCAUAACCAUUGAUCUAUCAAGUAUGAUACUUUAUUUAUGUUCUUGCUGUUACAUAGACAUAUAAUAUGUAGUUGUUAACAUCUCAUUUAGGGUAUGUAUCAUGUACUCUAUUGCUUUUAUUGUCACUAAUGCGUGUAAUAACUAUAACAUUUGGUUAGUAAUAAAUCACGUUACUAAUGUUGGCUCAUCAUAUAUAGAAAGAACGAAGUAUUGAAUAAAUUAAGCCGCAGAUUUUUGGGUUCCGGUUAGACAGUGCUUACUAUUUCAUACGGUCACACUUGAUACAAAGAAUAUCAGAAUUUGUUAUCAUUUAACAUACCGGUACAAUGUAUUUCCAUAAAACAUAUUCAUAACUCAAAAUGUUCUUGCACUCAGUCGUCCAGUCCAUUUCAGUGUGGUCGGCGUAAAGAUAUUUGAUCCUUUGAAGAGAUGUCGUCUGCUUUUACCCAACGAAACUUAUUUGUUUCAUCAAUGUAAAUAUGUUUGUGUUCUUUUUUGAUGGUUUUAUGCAUCUGAGUUACAGUGACACAUUUAAAAUUUGAUUUGAAUUAAAGAAUAUGAUCAAACUUACCUGGUUUGUAUAUAAUCCAGCUGAUUUUCACUUAUGAAAGAUACUGUGUAGCCAUGCGCCUGUACAAAAGGGCUAUAUUACAUAUAAUAGGCCUAUGUGAAAGAGACGCACCAAAAUCGUCUAAAUAGCAUUGUACUGUAAGAAGUUUUACCCCUCGCAGCUCGAGCUAGACUUUCUUACUCGGGAGUCAAACUAAAGUCUUGACAAAAUCUCAGGAGUCCUGUAACAGAUUUCUAAGUUAAAGAGUUUUAAAAGUGAGGGUCCUGGGCCAAGUGUCAUGCUCCAAAAGACACUUUUGGGGGGGUUAUUUUGAGCACUGACCCCCCUACGCUUGAGUCUAAUGCAUUUAUUCUAGUAUUAGGUGUUGUUUACAGUUAUCUGGUCAGGUUGUACACUUCUAAAGCAGUGUCAGCAUUCAAACGCAAGUCCUUUCACGCAUUUCCACUGCUUCCUUUUCUUUCCGGGUUUGUUGCAUGCACACUUGUGUGGUUAGAACAGAUUAAAAUUAGCAAAGAUUUAAAGAAAUUGAAGCUGAGGAAUAGAUUAACUGAUUUAAAUAAAACCUUGCACCAACGUUGUUGCCUAGAUAAAAUUGAACCAAUUUUGAUGCACAUGUAAAUAGUUUGUGUGUGCACUUGGAUUGUUUUUUGGAUUUUAAAAGAUUCUACUGGUGCUGUACAUUGUAACACAACUGUUUAAGAGUUUUAAUAACUAGUUUUGUACUGCAGAUGAUGAAAUAAUAUUGGAUGUAGUGAA